This is a messenger RNA of Capsicum annuum, 1500 nucleotides long. RefSeq names its product putative late blight resistance protein homolog R1B-13. Gene Ontology annotation, molecular function: alpha-tubulin binding. Lineage: Eukaryota; Viridiplantae; Streptophyta; Magnoliopsida; Solanales; Solanaceae. The record is from RefSeq and is a predicted model, not a curated record. The transcript is spliced from 2 exons. Bases 640 to 1269 code for a protein of 209 amino acids. Gene Ontology annotation, biological process: protein folding.
GUGAGGGGUUCACGUGGAUAGGGUAGUGGGGUAAGGUAUAGGGUAGGGUGAGUUGGUUAGGAUAAAGUUUGUUAGGGUAAGGGUUGUUAUUUUGUUAGGGAGUUUGUUAUUUUUUGAAGAGAUAAUUAAAUGGGGGUAGGGUACGUGGUAAGACUAGAAUAAAUAAAAAAUAGGUAAAAUUGAUCUUCGAGAGGGACAAAAUUAGGUGUCUACAAGCCCGUUCUAUUUUAUCUUUUCAUCUUCACGAUUCAUAUUAUUAUAUUCUCAAAUCAGAGCUUAUUCAUUUCAAAUUACUCGAAGUCUUGGAGUUGACACACAUAGAGAUUGAUAAUUUUCCUGUACAGAUACUAAGCCUCAUCUGGUUGAGGUACCUAUCAUUGCAAUGCAUUGUGAAUUUAAACAUACCUCCAGAAAUUUGCAGGUUGUGGAAUCUGCAGACAUUCAUUGUUCGAGAACGUGGUCGAUCAGUUGUAAUAACUUUUCCUGAGGAAAUUUGGGGACUAAUGCAUUUAAGGCAUCUUAAACUGCCCAAAUUUUAUUUGCCCAAGUGGAUCAGUCGAGAAAGGAAGGCACUUUGAUUUUUCGAACUUACGAACUAUUUCUCACUUGUCUCCAUGUUGUUGCACGGAGGAGGUUAUUAUGCGGAUUCAGAAUGUCAAGGAAUUAGGAAUCAGCGGAGGAAAUACGAUUGACUCUAAUGGGAUUCUCAACAAUCUUGUCCAUCUGCAGAAACUUGAAACAUUGAGUUUUAUAGGUUGCUUUAACCUUUUGCCAGCAAGUGCCAAAGCUUUUUCAGCAACACUCAAGAAGCUGAAGUUGGAAAGAACUUAUGUAAGUUGGUCGUACUUGGACAUAAUAGCUGAAUUGCCUAAGCUUGAGGUGUUGAAGCUGAUGGAUUAUGCUGCUUAUGGCAAAGAAUGGCAUCCAAAUGUUAGGGGAUUUACUCGAUUGAAGGUUUUGAUAAUUGAAGGUAGUCCUCUCAAGUACUGGAAAGCCACAAAUGACAAUUUUCCUGUCCUUGAGCGCCUUGUGCUAAAAGAAUGCAGAUGUUUGAAAGAGAUACCCAUUGAGUUUGCAGAAAUUCACACACUACAGCUGAUUGAGUUAACAAGGUGUCUUCCCGAACUUGGGGAAUCUGGAGCACGAAUUCAAAAAGAACAAGAAGACCUCGGAAACAACCCCGUGGAUGUUCGUAUCUCCGAUCCAUUGCCUGAUGAAGGAGAAGAAGUUUAUUAUCUUGAUGUUUCAGAAGAGGAUGAUGAAUGUUGAUGUUGCAGAAGAUGAUGAUAAUGAAGAUUCGGAUGCAAAACAUGAUGAUAAUUACGAUCUUAAUUGGUUGUUCGAUGUUCGGAAUAACCUGUAAUGUAAAGGGAAACAAUGGAUUAACAAUUUGAUACUGUUAUAGACUGUUGAUGCUAGUUCAUCACCCUAUGUUUAUUCAUAAAUGUAAAUGUAUUACGUUCUUUGGUUUUAUAGAGUCAAUGAAGCGUGUUGUGUCUA